GUGUAACAAAAAAAUAGUGACGAAAAUUUCGCGCGUUUUAUGAUUUCAUUUAUGAGUGUUAGUACAUUUUAUUAUCAUUAUGAACGGACAAGAAAUUGCUAUUGCUGUUGCUGUGCCAUUAUCUACGAAUGUCUCUACCUUGAAAUGCGACCAAUAUUACACUUGACUAGCGCGUUCCCGCCCUUCCCCCACUACUUAGUUCUCGCGCGUGCCGUAUGCCGUGGUAGCGCUGCCAUAGUAGCAGCUGAUCCAUGGUACGGUAUGGAGCAGUCGUGUUCGUACCGCGUUUCGUAGUGUGUUUGUACCGGUACGAGUGUACGAUGUUUCUCUGCCUUUACUAGUUUUAUCAUAGUGAAUCUCGUGCACGGUAUUCGUGAUAAGUGACUAUUCUAAAUCUAGUGUUUGAUCAAUUCUUCUGCUGACACGUUGCGAAACAGUGAAAGGUAAAGAGGGACGAGCAAGAGAACGACGAAGGACGAGCAAGAAGAAUCCACCACGAUACGUUUAUCACGAAAAACUGGGGAGCUCGGCACGGGUAAAAAGGAAGUGGCUGGGUGGUCCGUGGCGAAGAUAGCUUCUGGACCGGUGUCAACGGAAUGUGCAAUGAGCUAAUGGCGUAACCGGGAGCACGAGGCCCUGAAACCUUGGCCUCGAGUAACCCGCCGUGACCACCCCAUCGUGACGUCUGCAUCACCCACGUGUCGUCCAAAACACGUCCGAGUACGGGUAACGUGGUCGUCGUUCGCAACGACGACAUGUCGUUUUUGCUGAGCAGAGGCGGCCGAAAAGGGCCCAUCAUCUGUUUCGUCGGCCUUCUUCUCAUCUUCGCCCUCUAUCAACUAGGCAUCAUCUGCGGAUCGAUGAAGUACGUGCCAACGGCGAUGAUGAUUGCCAAAGAGAAAUACGUGGUGGGCCCGUUCGAUCACAAACGAUACACGUACGAUCGUUACAUGCCGCUAAUUUUCAUCGGUGGCGUGCCACGAUCGGGAACUACUCUUGUACGCGCCAUGCUCGAUGCACAUCCCGAUGUCAGAUGCGGACAGGAGACACGUGUGAUACCGAGAAUUCUGCAGAUGAGGAUGCAUUGGCUCAAGUCCGAGAGGGAGAAUCUGCGUCUUUCGGAAGCUGGAAUUUCGAAAGAAGUAAUGGACAGUGCUAUAGCAGCGUUCUGCUUGGAGAUAAUAGCGCGACACGCGGAACCAGCGCCACGGUUAUGCAACAAGGAUCCCCUUACCCUCAAGAUGGGAUCCUACAUUCUCGAUCUCUUUCCAAAUGCCAAGUUUAUCUUCAUGAUCCGCGACGGCCGUGCCACCGUGCAUUCCAUUAUCUCGAGAAAGGUAACCAUAACGGGUUUCGAUCUAUCCUCGUAUCGACAGUCGUUGAUCAAAUGGAAUCACGCGAUAUCUAUAAUGUAUGGCCAGUGUAAAGAAAUCGGAUCGGACAAGUGUCUAAUGGUUCCGUACGAACAAUUGGUGCUACAUCCGCGUCAAUGGAUGAAGAAGAUUCUAAACUUCCUCGACGUCCCUUGGAACGAAUCUGUGAUGCAUCACGAGGAAUUUAUCAACAAGCCAGGCGGCGUGCCUCUGAGCAAGGUGGAAAGAUCGUCAGAUCAAAUUAUAAAGCCGGUCAACCUGGAAGCAUUAACCAAAUGGGUAGGCCACAUUCCGGAUGACGUAGUUAGAGAGAUGCCUGACAUCGCGCCGAUGCUUUCUGUGCUCGGCUAUGAUCCUUAUGCUAAUCCACCGGUGUAUGGAGCGCCGGAUAGAUUGGUUAGCGAAAAUACUAGACGAGUGUUGGCCAAUGGUGAAGUAUGGGCAGCCAGGGCGCGUCAAUUCUCUUUGGAGAAGCUGAUUGAGCUAAGCAAAGAGGACGAGGCCACCAACGCCCCAAACGCGUGACCUCGGAUAUAUCUUCCUCUAGGCGCGCAAAUCUUGAAUCUGUACAAUUUCUGUAAUGUCUAACGACAACUUUGAAAGAAACAAUUUGUAACGAAAAUCAUUGGAAGAGCGUCAAAAGAGUUUCUUUCAUCCGAAGUCAGAGUCAUACUCAAACGCUUAUUGUCGAGGGAAUUCGAAAAUAGCGAAUUCUAACUUGACGAAAAGAGAUCCAACUAGAUGGUUAAUUCUCGAUUAUGCGUACACGUUCGAUCUCGACUCGAUCAGACACGGCGGAAUUGUGGAUUAUAGUGCAAUUUUUUUUUUAUGCUGCGGACAGUUACCCUCUUCGUAUGUGUUAACCGGUAAAUGUUUAACUUCCACUCGAACCGUGAAUAUAAUAACUUGCUCACUUUGCGUGAUUCGGUACUAUUCUUCUGUACGAUUCCACAGUUGAACGAUAAUUCGCUGAAUCAAGCAAAGUGUAAAUGCAACAAAAAUGCGACAAAGUGCAAAAGCAAAAUGCCAUGCUAUUUUUUAAUUGCUUUGGUUUUUGUUCGUUUCUUUUUUAUUAUCGAAAUUGAUGUAAAUCUUACUGAGUACGUUGUGUUGAGGCAUUUUUUGCAUAAUUUUAUCCGAUGGCCAGUGACAAGAAUCUAGGCUAUGGAGCUAUAAUAUAAAAAAAGCGUAUAAUGUGAAUGUCGUGUUGAAUGUGGUGGAGCGAAAGUAUUGAAUCGAUGCGAAUAAAAAUCUAUGUACUAUAUUUUAUAUUGUAAUGCAAAAUAAUUUUUAUGACAUUCUAUAUAAAAGAAAAAAAUACGUUUCUACUUAUGUAAUACUUAUUUUGAAACAUGUGCGUUAAUAUAAAUCUAAAAAAGAAAA
Messenger RNA from Apis cerana (Asiatic honeybee), 2756 nucleotides. RefSeq names its product tyrosylprotein sulfotransferase (gene Tpst). Gene Ontology annotation, molecular function: protein-tyrosine sulfotransferase activity. Gene Ontology annotation, biological process: peptidyl-tyrosine sulfation. The record is from RefSeq and is a predicted model, not a curated record. Gene Ontology annotation, cellular component: Golgi apparatus. NCBI's taxonomy places the organism in Eukaryota, Metazoa, Arthropoda, Insecta, Hymenoptera, Apidae.